UCUCCCUCGUCUGCGUAUAAAAAGCGGAAGCCCCCUGAAAGAUCUGUGUUCUUCCCUGUUUGUACUUGAGAGCUUGCGAGCCAAGGAAGUGGGGAAAAGAAGGAUAACUCUAGAGUUUAUGAAUUUUGCUUUGCUAGGUUUUCAUCGAAGGUCAUUGAGCCCCCUGAUCUCUCUAUAUAUAUUUGUUCUGGAAUCUCCUAUCCAGUUCGGCCCUACAUCCGUUUGUUCAGGAAUACAUACGAAGAAUGUCUACGGUGAAAGGUCACGACUUGGUGGACGAAACUUGUGUCCCCGCGAAGAAAGCCUGUAUUAAUAAAUGGAAUGGCAGACCUUACUCACAAAAGUACUAUGAAAUCCUGGAGAUAAGAAAGACGCUUCCUGUAUGGGAGAUAAAAGAAGAAUUCUUCCAGGCUCUGAAGGCUAACCAGUCACUGAUAUUAGUUGGAGAAACUGGUAGCGGCAAAACAACUCAGGCUAGUUUGAAUAAUAAAAAAUUUCCCCUGAAUUUGGAGGAAUAACUAGUAUAUCUCCUCAUUGUGAACACCUGGUGGGUUUCUUCCAAACCCCAGCAAUGGAACGACUCGUUUAUUUCAGACCUAUCAAGAAGAAAAAAGGAACAGCAAGAAAGCGUGGUUCCAGAUGUAUCAAGAGGCAAACAUUUGAAUUCUUGGCAACAUCACCACCAUCAAGAGUGACUUGUUCAGCAGUGGAAGGAGGAGGAGGAGGUGGAGAUUUCAUCAGUUUGGAAUCAUCUCAACAAAUUGUUAACUCGCUCGGCAACAUCAUCUGUUCUUCCAAUGGUCUUCUCCUAUGCGGUAUUCACCCUAGAACCUAUUAUAUAUUCAACCCUGUCACCAAGGAGUCUUACCAACUUCCUCCUCCUCCUGGUAAAAACUGGGAACCUUCGACUUCUUAUAUCAUGGGUCUUGUCGCUGCCAAUUGUGCUGAUGUAUCCACUACUUCAUCAAUCCGAUACAAAGUGGUGCAUGCUGAUACUAGAAGUCGUGACGCUGUCAGCGGAAACAAGGUUAAGAUAGGGACUUUCUCCUCCGAGACGGGCAAAUGGAGGCAAUCUAUGGUGCCGCUCACUGGCACUGGCAAUUAUUACUGCUUGGAUUCACUAAGGAAGACCACUGUGAUAAGAGGAGCCAUUCACUGGGUGGCUUUCCACAUCGGGGUGUAUGAUCCGUAUAAGGUAGAUGGGCAUAUGGAAAUGAUUGCAACUCCACCCUUCCAGUUCAUCCACGAAUGCGUCAUGGGAGAGUCUACUGACAACCUUCUCCAAAUAGCAGUGUUCACCGAUACAUUGACCUCCAUUCAAGUAUGGGUUUACCAUUCAAACGAGGGCCAAUGGUCGUUGAGACAUGAGCUGCCAAUAGGUCUACUACAUCGUCAAAUCAUGCUAUUGGAUUUCCAUCCUCAUAUUCCUGAAGCUGUAUUUUUCAAUUUCCAUGGUUACAUCUAUCUCCAAUACUUCAACAUUCCUCCAAGAUCGGUAAAAGUGCAUUAUCGUGGCUGUGCCUUCGAAGGAAUAAGCCCGCAACCAUAUUUUCUCCCACGUUGGCCCACUCUCCUUAUCCAAAAACUAGAAAGAUGUACUGACUGAUCUACAACCCCUCUCCCCCUCUUUUUACAAUAAGUAGAGAUUUAAAUUACUGGUCUGCGAAGUAGUACU
Molecule: messenger RNA, 1675 nt
Organism: Macadamia integrifolia
Lineage: Eukaryota; Viridiplantae; Streptophyta; Magnoliopsida; Proteales; Proteaceae
Product: F-box protein At5g03970-like
Exons: 1
Coding region: 572-1606 (344 amino acids)
Source: RefSeq, a predicted model, not a curated record